AUGCUCCCCUCUCAACUCAACAGCUCGCCCAAGCGCGCCAACCCAUUCGGGCGCUCAUCCCCGUCACCGGCACCACAGUCACAACCACGGCCUAAAUCUGCCAUCAUAAGUCCGUCACAUGGAUUAGAGUCGGCAAGAGGACAUCUUCGCAACGCAUCAGUCUCACAAAUCACAACCAAUCGAUCUCCAGCAUCCAUAAGUCGCCAACGGUCAAACUCAGUACGCAACAAUGCAUCGUCAGGAACAUUUGCGCCGAGCUUUAUCAAGUCGGAAGAGCUGCGACGGGGCGCGGACCAGAUUCGCGGACUAGAGGGUGAGAAUGACUUCUCUGGAAACAAAUACGUGUGGUUGCGCGAUGCUGAAAAAGCAUUCGUGCGCGGGCUCGUAUUGGAGGAAUUAGAAGGAGGACGUCUGCUAGUCCAGACCGACGACGGCGAGCAGCGGGAUGUGGAUGCCGACCAGGUUGACAAGGUCAACCCGGCCAAGUUUGACAAGGCAGACGAUAUGGCGGAACUGACCCAUUUGAACGAAGCCUCUGUGGUUCACAACCUGCAUACCAGAUACCAAUCCGACUUGAUUUACACAUAUUCUGGGCUUUUCCUGGUGACAAUCAACCCAUACUGCCCUCUGCCGAUCUACACGAACGAGUAUGUGAAAAUGUACAAGGGUCGUGGAAGGGAAGAGACCCGGCCACAUAUUUUCGCGAUGGCAGAUGAGGCAUUCCGCAACCUUGUGGAGGAAGGAGAAAACCAAAGUAUUCUUGUGACUGGUGAAUCUGGUGCGGGUAAAACCGAGAACACCAAGAAGGUCAUUCAAUACCUGGCAGCUGUCGCAACUUCUGAUACACCGUAUGGCCGGUCAGGAACAAAGCAGCUAUCGAACUUGUCUCAGCAGAUCCUUCGCGCCAAUCCCAUUCUCGAAGCCUUUGGAAACGCGCAAACAGUCCGCAAUCAUAACUCUUCUCGCUUCGGCAAAUUCAUUCGAAUUGAAUUCUCUCGUUCCGGACAGAUAUGCGGCGCAUGGAUUGACUGGUAUCUGCUUGAAAAGUCACGAGUUGUUAAGCCCAACUCUAACGAGCGAAACUAUCACAUUUUUUAUCAGUUGCUCCAAGGUGCAGAUCGGUCCACUCGAGAAAGGUUGUUGCUCCAAGAUCUCCAGAUCGAGGACUUUGCGUACACGAAGGAUGGCAAUGAUUCGAUUGUCGGGGUUUCCGAUAGGGACGAGUGGAACUCGCUCAUCGAGGCCUUCCAUGUCAUGAAUUUCUCGGAGGAGGACCAGCUCUGCAUCUUGCGCACCAUCGCUGCUGUGCUCCACCUUGGCAAUGUCACCGUGGCCAAGGAGAGUAUUCGCGCCGACCAAGCUGCUCUGGCCCCCGAUGGUUACGCCAGCGUGGAGAAGGCCUGUCGACUUUUGGGCAUUCGCGCCGAACCUUUUGUCAAGGGCUUGCUGCACCCGAGAGUGAAGGCUGGUCGUGAGUGGGUUGAGAAAGUACAGACUCCGGAUCAGGUGCGCCUCGCUUUGGAUGCUUUGUCUAAGGGUAUCUACGAACGUGGCUUUGGUGAUUUGGUCACCCGCAUCAACAACCAGCUUGGUCGCUCCGUGACCGACGAUAACUACUUCAUAGGUGUGCUCGAUAUUGCUGGCUUCGAAAUUUUUGAGAACAACAGUUUCGAGCAACUCUGCAUCAACUACACCAACGAGAAGCUCCAGCAGUUCUUCAAUCACCACAUGUUUGUUCUCGAGCAAGAAGAAUACGCUCGGGAGCAGAUUGAGUGGCAGUUCAUUGACUUUGGCAAAGACUUGCAGCCCACCAUUGAUCUGAUUGAGCUAACCAACCCGAUUGGUAUCUUCUCUUGCCUUGAUGAAGACUGUGUGAUGCCUAAAGCAACGGACAAGUCGUUUACUGAGAAACUUCAUUCCCUCUGGGAUCGAAAGACUCCUAAAUACCGCUCCUCUCGCCUGAAUCAGGGUUUCAUUCUCACCCACUAUGCGGCCGAGGUCGAGUAUACGACACACGACUGGUUGGAGAAGAACAAGGACCCCAUGAAUGACAAUAUCACCCGUCUCCUCGCGGCAUCCGAGGAUCAACACGUUGCGAACCUGUUCGCAGAUUGUGCCGACCCUGAAGAAGGUAGUGAUUAUCCUCGAAGCCGAGUCAAGAAGGGCCUGUUCCGAACGGUCGCCCAAAGACACAAAGAACAGCUCUCCAGUCUUAUGAUGCAGCUUCACUCCACUCAUCCCCAUUUCGUGCGUUGUAUUCUACCAAAUCACAAGAAACGCCCAAAGAUGUUGCACGCUCCAUUGGUCUUGGAUCAACUCCGGUGCAAUGGUGUCCUUGAGGGCAUCAGAAUUGCCAGGACUGGCUUCCCCAAUCGGCUUCCGUUCGCAGAAUUCCGCCAACGAUAUGAGGUAUUGUGCCAGAAUAUGCCGAAGGGUUAUUUGGAGGGUCAGAGUGCAGCGCGAACCAUGCUGGAGAAGCUUGGCAUGGACAGAGCCUGGUACCGUGUUGGACGCACCAAGGUGUUCUUCCGGGCAGGUGUCCUGGCCGACCUAGAGGAAAAGCGAGACCAGCUCAUCCGAACUAUCAUGACCCGCUUCCAGUCUCUCGCUCGCGGUUUUGUUCAGCGGCGCAUCUCCAACAAGCGUCUGUACCGUGCUGAAGCAACCCGCAUCAUCCAGCAAAAUUUCCACUCCUACCUUGAGCUCAAGAGUAGCCCGUGGUGGUGCCUCUUUUCCAGGAUGAAACCUCUACUCGGCGAUACACGGACGGCAAAGGAAGUUAAAAAGAGAGACGAUAAGAUCAAGGAGCUUGAGAUGAAGAUGAAGCAGGAGCUCUCCGACCGACACAAACUCGACGAGGAAAGACGACGCACCGAGAUCGAGAUUCACAAGAUCCAGCAGACCCUGGAAAGUGAACGUGCGCUGGCGCUCGACAAAGAGGAGAUCUUCAGGCGUCUCCAAGACCGUGAAGGCGAACUUGCCGAGAAACUUUCCGAGGCUAUUGCUGAUCAAGAGAAGCUAGAAGAGCAACUUGAUGACCUGGUUGAUGCGAAGAAAAAGACUGAUGAGCAAUUGCAACUGCGAAUCACGCAGCUUGAGCAGGCCGGUCUGAUCAUCCAGAAACUCGAGUCCGAGAAGAACGGCCUGCAAGCUCGGUUGGAGGAACUCGAUGCUCGACUCGCCGGGAUGGAGGGACAAUUCUCUGGGAAAGAUGGUCAAAUUCAGGAGCUUGGUCAGGAGAUCAAGAUGCUCCAGAGCCACCUCAGCCUUAAGGAUCGCAAACUUCAUGAACUAGAGGCCAAGCUGUUGAAGACAGACCAGGAUCUUGACGUCAAACUUGCCAACACUUCCAAAGAACUCGACAAGACGAAGAAGCAGCUUCGCGACACCGUGACUGAAAAUCAAUCGAUUCGCCAACAAAUCACCGAUCUCUCCGCCACGACGACCAGUUAUGAAGACCUCCUCCGUCGCAAGGAAAGCGAAAUGGCUGUCCUCCGCAAUGACUUGAAGAAGCACGACGAAGAUAGACGAAGCAUGGAGGCUGAGAAGAAGUCUCUUACUACCCGACACGAUACAAUGCAGGCACGUCUUCGUGAGAUUCAGGCCGAGCGAGACGCUAUGCGAUCUGAAAAGACCCAGCUUGAACGAGAAGCUGCAGAUGUUAAGCGAUUACUUGAAGAGAAGAGAUCUGAAGACGCCGAAGCCGGGGAGAGUAGGAAGUUGUUGGAACAGCAAGUCCACGACCUCAAGUCUCAACUCUUCCAGGCCGAAGCAGACCUCAGCCGAGAGCGGCAAUCCCGGGACGAUGUUCAGAUGCUUGCUGAGCAUAACCUCGCUGAUUUGACUGAGAAGUACAACUCGCUCAACGAGUCUAAGAUUGAGAUUGAAAAGGAGAUGUACAUCCAACAGGACAGCCUCCGUCGUGCUACCGAAGCACGAGUUGCGGCCGAGAAGUCAAGGAAAGAGCUACAAGCCGAGCUGAUCAAGCUUCGUGAAAGAUUCACGGCUGUCGAAAAUGCCCGCUUGAAUGCGGAGGCUGAAAUUGAACACAAGCUCAAGAAUCAAUCCGAGGAGCGUAUCUUGAGUAUGCGUACAGAACUUGAGGAGAAAAUGCAACUCCUUGAAGAUCUUGAGGCAGAGCGAUAUCAGCUUUCGGUCCGGGUGCAAGAGUUAGAAGAUGCCAUCUCCGAAUCCGACAAUUUCCGUCUGCGCCAUGACCAACACAAAGAACGUCUUGAAAGAGAACUUGUCACUUUGAAGGGCCGACUCACAGCCUCUGAAAACGAUAAUCGUGCUCUUCUCACCAAGAUCCAGCAAAAGAAUCUUGACAUUGCUCGCUCGAAUUCCAAGGCAAGCGAUAGUAAUCGUCUUCGACUUGCCAAUUUCCAAAAGGAAAAGACCAGGAUUGAGGAGGAGAACAAGAAGCUCCAGAAGCAGCUGGGAGAUUCGCAGCUUACAAUCACUUCUCUUGAGAAGCAAAAGGAGAAGCUGUCUUUGAGCCUGGAGGAUCUUAAUCAUGAAGUCAACCGGGAGCACAAGAACAGUCGCAAUGCCGAGAAAGCUGCAUCCACUGCGAACCUUCAACUCGCGGAGGCCAAUCGGAACCUUGAAAACGAACGGCAGCUGCGAGGCCAGGCCCAGGCAAACACUCGACAAAUGCAAGGCUCUCUGGACAGAGCCAACAAAGAGAUUGAGGACCUCCAUCGCCAAUUGAUUCUCUUGCAUAGAGUCUUUGAACCCGAGGCGUCUGAGCCCACCAAAUCCUGGGAGGCUGUCCAGCCACAUUUGUCGAAACAAGUCGAUCUGGCCCAGGUGCUUGACACUGUACAACACAAGCUUCAAGUCACAGAGGAGAAGUACACACGUGCUGAAAGCCAACUCGCAGAGAUGCGUCGCCGUCAUGCAGACGAGAUGAAGGAGCUUGACUCGAGGUACUCUUCUUCAAAGCGCGCAUUGCUUGAAGAGAUUGAUCAGAAUGAAGUGGCCAACACCCGCGCCCCUACACACUUCCGCAAAAAUUCUGAGAAUGCCCUUAAGAGAAUUUCGAACCCCUCGACACCAAACCGACGAUACAACAACGUGUACGAGGGUGCAAACGACUCCGCUCGAUCCGACCGAACGGUUGAUACCGUGGGCUACCAGCGACGGAUGGACACCGCAGCGGAAAUUGAGGAGCUCCAGAACAAGCUUCAAAUGACUGAGAUGCAGAACAAGCAUCUUCAGAGCCAGCUCCAGCAGUCAACCCCAGCCCGAGACAUUUGGCAGGACGACAGCCCAUCGAUCCGUCGCAUGCAACUCUUGGAGCGUGAAAACGGUCGCCUUCAUGGCCAGCUUGACGAUUCAGCCAAGAAGGUCUCGGCUUUGGAACGAAGCAUUCGUUCUGGGGAGCUGUCUCUUCGCGAUGUCCAGGCUAAGUCUCACGAGGAGCUGUUUGACCUGAUCAAUUCCCAGGAGCAGUCUCGUCGAUCUUUGCUCAAGGUUCACAAUGAUGCUUUGGCUGAUUUCAGCGAUGCGAAGUCACAAUACGAAAAGCUCAAGCGCAGCAGGGCCACCCUUGAAGUUGAGGUCCGAGACGCCCGGUCUGAAGCCCAGGAGCUUCAAGCAGCCAGAGAACAAGACCUUGCCAGUCGCAACCAGCUUCUUCAAGAGUUUUCCGACCUGCACAUUCGCUUGGAUGCUGAGACAUCACGCAAUGCUGAUCUUGAGUCGAGCCUGAGCCUUUUCAAGAGUCGUGCUGACGAGUACUUCAGCAAGCUCGAGCAAGCCGAAAUUGCGGUCUUGAAGGCCUCUCGCGCUGAGCAAUUUGCCAAGUCUCGAUGCCAGGAGGCUGAGGACACCUGUGCACAGAUCAUGUCUGAGCGGAAGGAGAUGGAUGCUCUUGUAGAGGACCUGCAACGCCAGACGCAGUCCUUGGAAGCCCGCAUGGAGGACCAAGAGGCAGAACUACAAGGUGCCUUGCAAGCUAAGCAGCGCCUCCAGAAUGAGCUCGAGGACUACCGCAACCAGCGGGCUAUUGACAUCGAGGACAAGGAAACCUCGAUGGAACAGACCCGGCAGAAGUACCAGCGCGAGUUCUCGACCAUUAAUGGUGAGCUCGAGAUGGAGCGUGAGCGGUUACUCAACGUCCGCGGAGAGAACUCGCGGCUGCGCGAAGAGCUCGAGGAUCUUCGAAGCAAAUGGGACAACGAGGUACUCAACAGCUCCACUUGGGCCAAGGAGAAAGCGCGCCUGGAGCUCGUCAUGCAGGACAUUACCAACUCUCGUGAUGAGGCUACCACUGCACACAGUGAGGCUCAGGCUAAGGUGGUGUCUCUCCUAUCUCAGGUGCGAACACUUCGCACCUCCGUUGAUGAUGUCACGGCCGAGCGUGACUUGCUUCUGAAGGACAAGAAGAUGCUUGAAGGUCGCCUGGCCGAGGCCGGUGAACGUCUUGAGGACCUGGCAAAGGGUGAAAGCCCCUCCAUGCGGAACGCUGCCAGCAUGGACCGCGAACUUCUUGAGCUCAAAUCGAAGCUUGCGCAGCAGGAAGAUGUUUCUUCCGCGGCGGUUGGCAAGAUGCGUCGCGCUGACGCCCUCGCCACUGAAAUGCAGAAGGAACUUACUGCCGAGCGCGAAACCAAUGCUCAGCUGUUCAAGGAGAAGGCUGGUCUUGAAAAACAACUGAAGGAGGUGCAGCUCCGCUGCGUGGAUUUGGAGACCAAGGGCUAUUCUUCCGGUAGCCAAGAUGUCCGAUUCUUGCACAAGCGCAUCAAGGAGCUGGAAACUCACCUUGAAGAGCAGGAGAGCAAGCACACUGCUGAGCAGCGCUCUCUCCGCAAUGUUGAUCGUACCGUCAAGGACCUCCAAUCCCAGAUCGAUCGGCGGGACAAGAUGAACUCCCAGCUCAACGAUGAGGUCAACAAGGCUCGGGAUAGGAUUGAAAGGCUCCUCAAGAAUAUCGAGGAACUCCAGCAAGGAGAUACCGAGACGCAGCUGCAAACUCGUCGCGCAGAGCGUGAUCUUCGUGAGGAGCGCGAGAAGGUACUGAUCCUGGAGCGGGAGUUGGAAAACUGGAAAGCCAGGAACACCACUGUUGUCCGCGCCCCCAUGCCAGCGCUCAGCGAGACAGGCAGUCGACGGGGCAGUGCUGUGUAUGGCUAUGACACGACGCCCCAGCGGAAGCCCAGCAACACUAAGGGCUUCCUGUGA
This is a messenger RNA of Penicillium subrubescens, 7188 nucleotides long. RefSeq names its product type II myosin. Bases 1 to 7188 code for a protein of 2395 amino acids. Gene Ontology annotation, molecular function: actin filament binding; cytoskeletal motor activity; ATP binding. Gene Ontology annotation, cellular component: myosin complex. The record is from RefSeq and is a predicted model, not a curated record. Lineage: Eukaryota; Fungi; Ascomycota; Eurotiomycetes; Eurotiales; Aspergillaceae. The transcript has 5 exons.